AUGGAUAGAGCAGCUCCAGAAAUACCUGGUAUCAUCCAACCAGGAAAUGUUACACAGGAUUUGAAAAUGAUGGUUAGUAAACUGUUGAAUUCACCUAAACCAUUAAAGACCUUUCCAGGUUCCAAUCCUGUUUCAUUUCAGCAUGCUGAUAUAGAAGAGAAGCUUUUAUCUCAUGAUUACUAUGUUUGUGAAAAGACUGAUGGUUUACGUGUAUUGAUGUUAAUACUUAUAAAUCCAGUGACGAAAGAGCAAGGAUGUUUUAUGAUUGACAGAGAGAAUAAUUAUUAUUUAGUGAAUGGAUUUCGUUUUCCUAGAUUGCCUCAGAAGGAUAAGAAGGAAUUAUUGGAAACUAUGCAAGACGGUACUUUAGUAGAUGGUGAAUUGGUUAUUCAAACUAAUCCAGUGACAAAAAUGAAAGAACAAAGAUAUUUAAUGUUCGAUUGUUUAGCCAUAAAUGGUCGUAAUAUUGUAGCAUCUCCAACAAGUUCAAGACUAGCACAUUUAGGUAAAGAAUUCUAUAAGCCAUAUUUUGAUUUAAGAUCUGUUUAUCCUGACCGCUGUGAAACAUUCCCUUUUAAAAUUUCAAUGAAACAAAUGAAUUUUAGUUAUGAUUUAGUAAAAGUUGCAAAGACCCUAGAUAAAUUACCACAUCUAUCUGAUGGGCUAAUUUUCACUCCUGUGAAGACUCCUUAUUUUGUCGGUGGUAAAGAUUCCUAUUUAUUAAAAUGGAAGCCAGAAGAAGAAAACUCUGUUGAUUUCAAACUAAUAUUAAAUAUACCAGUGGUGGAAGAUACCUCUUUGACUAAAAAGGAUCCAAAUAGAUGGUAUUAUAACUAUGAUGUAAAACCAAUUUUUGAAUUAUAUAUUUGGCAAGGUGGUUCAGACGUAAAUACAAGACUUCAAAAUUUUGAUAAACCCUUUGACAAAAAAGAAUACGAAUUAUUGGAAAGAACAUACAAAAGAUUUGCUGAAUUAGAGAUAGAUGAUGCAAAAUGGCAAGAACUGAAAAAUUUAGAAGAGCCACUUAAUGGUAGAAUUGUGGAGUGUACAAAAGAUAAAGAAACUGGUGCCUGGACAAUGUUAAGAUUUAGAGACGAUAAAUUAAAUGGUAACCAUACCUCUGUUGUACAAAACGUUCUAGAAAGUAUUGGUGCGUCUGUAAAAUUGGAAGAUUUAGGUGAUGUGGUUGCUGAAAUGAAAGCUAGAUGGAAGCAAAGAUCUGGUGGACAAAAUGGACCAGCGUCAUAUCCUCAACAACAUCAAACUCAACAUCAAACUCAACAUCAAACUCAACAUCAAACUCAACAUCAUGUUCAACAUAAUGCUCAACAUCAAGUUCAAGAACGUAAUGAAGGAGAAAAUUCCACUCAACCAAAAUAUGUUGAUGAAGAUGAUUGGUCAGAUUAA
Messenger RNA from Vanderwaltozyma polyspora DSM 70294, 1407 nucleotides. It is a transcript of the gene CEG1, whose product is annotated as mRNA guanylyltransferase. The record is from RefSeq and is a predicted model, not a curated record. Gene Ontology annotation, biological process: 7-methylguanosine mRNA capping. Lineage: Eukaryota; Fungi; Ascomycota; Saccharomycetes; Saccharomycetales; Saccharomycetaceae. The coding region runs from base 1 to 1407 and encodes 468 amino acids. Gene Ontology annotation, cellular component: mRNA capping enzyme complex. The transcript has a single exon. Gene Ontology annotation, molecular function: mRNA guanylyltransferase activity; ATP binding.